AUGCACGCCCAGACAGACGCAUGUGAGAGGACUCCUGCACCUUGUACCAGGGCAGGAAGCUUCAUUGAGCAUGUGUGGUGCAAUGUUGAUAGCUUUGGCGGACCCCCUCCAUCCAAGCUGCUGUCCAGCAAUCCCUCAGAUGUCAGAAGUUGGAGCCAAACCCCAGUGCCGCACCUUUCCAGCCAAAGAGAGACUGUGAACAUCUCAGUAAACAAACUGAAGACAAUCUUGAAGCCAAUUCCGCCAAAGGAGUACAAUGGAUCUGCUGAUGUGGUAGCAUUCCACCAAUUUGUGAAAGAAGGAACAGCUUACCUAAAGCUUGGCCGUGUCCCUGCUGAUGAAAGACCGUUCUACUUGUCUUAUUUCAUGUCUAGCCAUGCACGUGAGUUCUACAAUAGCCAUGUGGAAAACAAUGAACACAUCUGGACCUUGUCAGACUUCUUCUGGGGUCUAUUCAACUUCUGUUUUCCUGUGAACUUCCUUGAGAAACAGCGCUCAAAAUUAGAUGCGUGCAAGCAAGAUGACAAAUCUGUAUUAGUCCAUAAGGCCAAGUGGGAGCAGAUCUUCAAUACCAUCAGUCUGGAAGCAAACCAGGAGAAAGCUGUGAUGUUUUGCCGCAGCUUGAAGACAUUGAUUUGCAAGGAAAUGUUCGUGCAAAUCUGGAUCCCGAAACAUUGA
Messenger RNA from Mycena citricolor, 678 nucleotides. NCBI's taxonomy places the organism in Eukaryota, Fungi, Basidiomycota, Agaricomycetes, Agaricales, Mycenaceae. The record is from the annotation of a GenBank genome assembly.